CCACCCAAAAAGAAGCUGGAGAAACAACAUCUCGACGCGGCUGAGAAGGCCCUUCAAGACGUCACUUCGAAAGCCUCCAAGCACGACGACGACCCGCGCGACCACAUCCACACCCCGGCCGCCCAAGAGCGCUCUCACUCCUGGUUUCGAGCUAUCUUCCCGUACAACUCUCUGGAGGAAUUCGAGAGCGCUUGGCACUUGGGGAAUUAUGUCAUGGACCGUGAGACGGGCGAAAAGUCGUUUGAGGAGAUGAGUAUUUAUGUCAGGAUUGGCAUGCAUCUCCUUUACUAUGGCUCGCAUCAGGAGGAUAUGCUGCAUUGGAAACGAUCUCAGGACAUGCUUCGUAAUCAGAGCGUGAAAAUGGGAAAGCAGUACGAUGCUCCGGAGAGCAGGGAGCAUAUUCAGCCAUUCAUUGAGAGCUUCCACUUACAGAAUACGCUUUCUGAGUUGAACGAACCGGAUCCGAACAAGUACAACACCUUCAACGAAUUCUUUGCGCGAGAGUUGAAGCCAGAUGCCCGUCCAAUCGCAGAGCCAAAGAACGAACGCGUGGUGUCAAGUCCUGCCGACUGUCGUCUCACGGUCUUCCCAACGGUCGAUCUCGCCACCAAAUAUUGGAUCAAGGGCUUCGGGUUCUCUUUGAAGGAAUUGCUUAGUUCUGAAGACCUAGCAAAGAAGUUCGAAGGCGGAUCCAUCAACAUCGCUCGGCUGGCUCCUCAGGAUUAUCAUCGCUGGCAUUCGCCUGUUUCGGGUACCAUUGAAAGUAUCACUGAUAUCCCUGGUACGUACUACACGGUGAAUCCGCAGGCCAUCAAUGAAGAAGGCACGCUCGACGUCUUUUGCGAAAACAAGCGAUCGGUGAUGAUCAUCAAGCGUACCCCCACGAGCUCUCCGGUAGCCUUGGUGGCUGUCGGUGCUAUGCUGGUGGGAAGCAUCAGAUACAAACCCGGAAUCCAGAAAGGUGCGACCGUCCAGCGAGGCCAGUGUUUGGGAGCGUUCUUGUACGGAGGUAGCACAGUCAUUGUGCUUUAUCCUAAAGAUGAAGUCGAGUUGGACAAGGAUCUUGUGAAGAACUCGACAGGUGCAUGUUGCGAAACCUAUGUCAAGGUUGGCUGGCGAGUUGGCGCGUCC
Zasmidium cellare ATCC 36951 is the source of this 1131-nucleotide messenger RNA. RefSeq lists its product as uncharacterized. The record is from RefSeq and is a predicted model, not a curated record. The annotation marks the transcript as partial. Gene Ontology annotation, biological process: phospholipid biosynthetic process. The transcript is spliced from 3 exons. Gene Ontology annotation, molecular function: phosphatidylserine decarboxylase activity. NCBI's taxonomy places the organism in Eukaryota, Fungi, Ascomycota, Dothideomycetes, Mycosphaerellales, Mycosphaerellaceae.